GGGUUAUUUAAGGAUGUGGGCUAAAGGAACUCAAGAGCCCAAUUCAAUGUGUUAUUGGUUGUGGUACUGGACCAACCUGAGCCCAACACUGAAUAAGGAAACAGUGGGCGUAUACGGUAUUAGUAUAUAUCCCCGCCAGGCCGCCACUCUCUCUCUCUGUCUCUCCCUCUAAUCUGGUCAGUCGGUCAUUUGCCCCUCGCACUGUAAGCGGAAAGUAGCGGACCAAUGAUGCCGCCGACGGCCGAGCCUUCUCCCGACCAUGCUUCCACUUCCUCCGGCGAUAAAGACUCCGACCCCGUUCUGGAUAACAGUUCUCCGGCUCCUAUUCCUGCUCCCGAGGUCUCUAGCCAUCGCGAGGAAGAACCUGGACCUGAAACUCCUCCUAACAAAGAAGGUGGAGACGUUCUGGAACUUAUUGCAUCCACUGGGAAAUUCUGGCACAACUGGGAUGACUUGAAGAUUAUGCUAUCCUCUAAGCUGAAGCAGGUAUGGGGAGGUAUGCAAACGUGUUUCCAUGACGUUCUGUCCGAGUAUCCCGAGGUGAAAAUGACUAGUGAGGAGCAGAAAGCUUCACUAGGAGAAACCUACCCAGAGCUGAUGAAAAGGCUGGAUGAUGGUAAGCUUGUGCACCCCCUUUCUCUUCUUAGUUUUGAUGAAGGUCCGCCGUUUACCCUGCAAAGGCUAUGUGAGAUCCUGUUGACAGCAAAGAGCAUAUACCCAAAUCUCUCAAAGCUUGCUCUAGCUCUAGAAAAGAAUCUAUUAGUGACAUCCACGUUGACUGCUUGUACGGAUCCACAUCCACUAGCGACUCAAAAUCAGGAUGAAACUGACAAAGCAACUCCAAUCCAGCAGCAACCAUCCCACUCCGAACAAAAUGGAGUCCAGCACCCUACAGCAGCAGAUGGGGAUGAAAUAAUGGCCGACGUCGAGACUGAUAUUGGCGAUGAGAUGACUAUUGACAUGGAACCCUUGGAAGAAAUGAAAUAGUUGGGUCGAUCUCCGGAGACAAAAAUUUAUGCAUGAAUCUCGAAAAUCCUAACCAAACUUUGUAUGUCCUAUGACCUUAUCGGCUCAUUUAGAUUCUUAUGGUUCCUUCUUUAGAGCAUACAUCGAUUCAUUACUAUUCCACAUGCGCUAGACUGGAAACAGAUGGUCGUAUGUAUCAGUUGAUUAGAAUCAUCAUGUUGUUGUUCAUGAUUAUGCUGGUCUCGCUUACUUUCAAGUUGGAAUGAAUGGGUUUUGAGAAGUAGAUCGAUUUUGAUGUCUUAUCGUUUUUAUGAUUUUGAAGUCUAUUGCUUCGAUGAUUGGUUGUUGAGUUUUUGUGAUGGAUUGUGGCGUGGUGGAUUGAUCUAUCACCAUGUUCAUCGAUUCGGGGAUAAAUAUGGUGAAGUAGAUUGAUUGAUUCGAAUCUUUGAUUUACAGAUCAAUUAGGUGUGAACCCAUCGGGGCUUGAAUCCAUCUCUUUUUGUUGAGCCAACGAAUCGAUUUGAAGAAAUCCCUUAUCAUGGAUUCUGGAAACUCAUCAGCCAAAGGAGCUGCAGUGUAACAUAUGACACAUAAGAUUAUUGAUCCAUAUCAUACACUGUGGAUUGAGCUACACACCCAAAUUCAUUCUAUAUUCGUGCAAGAAAGCAAUAUAGAAAUCCUGAAUUCUCCAUUAUGCAUGCAUAAGGUAUAGCACUACUACGACGACGAGGCUCGAACCCUAGGGGACAACUUGACUUCGAGCGGGUGCUUCAUAACAACGGUAAACUCAGGCUUCUCCGCCAGAUCAACCUCCCCUGCAGCUUCCCACUUGAAGUUCCUCACAAGAUUAGCCACAAAGUACUCGAGAUGCAGCAUCGCCAGAGUAUACCCAGGACACAUCCUUCUCCCAGCACCGAACGGCAUCAUCUUGAUCUCCUUGCUUCCGGUCAAAUCGAACUCACCACCACCACCUUCGAGGAACCUCUCCGGCUUGAACGCCAUGGGGUCCUCCCAGACCUUAGGAUCCCACCCCAUCUCCGCCACCAUGAAGUUAACAGCAGCGUUCUUGGGGAUCACAAACUUGCCGUCCAGCACCGUAUCCUCCGUCACCGAAUGCGGCAGCACGAAAUGACCCGGCGGGUGUCUCCUCAAUCCUUCCAAGCACACGGCUCUCAGGUACCUCAUCUUCCCCAAAUCCUCCUCAAAAACCUCUUCACUUCCUUCCACCACUGCGCUUUCAACCUCCCGAAACAGCUUCUCCUGAACGUCAGGGCACUUCACCAAGUUCGCCAUGAUCCACUCCAAUGCUGUUGUAGUCGUGUCAGUCCCUCCGUCGAGGAACUCGGAGCACAAGCCCAGAAUUUCCCCCUCGUUGAGCUUCCUCUUCCUCUGCUCUCCGUUACCAUCAGUGUCUGGUAGCUCCAUCUCGAGCAAUGAAUCCACGUAGCAGGUACGUGCUUGUUCUUCUUCCCCCUCCCCUUUUCCAAAUUUUUCCGUCCUGGCUCUGAUUAGAGGGAGAAGGACCUGAUGCUGUUCAUGACGAAGCUGAUGAAAUUCCUUCCAUUGGCGACGGAGGAGGAAUUUAGUGAUGCUCGGCCAGAGAUUGAGUAUCUGAAAGCGACGGAAUCCGAGCAGCAUCCUCCUCUGAACUCGUCCCACCUCAUGGAUUUGAUCCUCCUCCAGCCUGUCGCCGAAGCACAUGAGCACCAGCAGGGCGAACAUGGCGUGGUGGAUGUGAUCUUUCAACCUCAGGCUGCUCUGUUCUUGGUUGUGAUGGUUCCGGAUUCGGCGGAGGAGGAUUUGGAGGACCCAGGAGCGAGCGCGGGAGAAGGACCUGACGCGGGAAGGGUGGAGGAUUUGGGAAGUGAGGUUGCGGCGGAGGAGGCGCCAUGUGAUGCCGUAGGAGGCGGAGCUGAUGUUGUGCUGGUUGGAAGAGACGAUUUUGGAGACAGGGGGAGCCGGCGGCCGGUCGGCGAAAACGGCGCCGUCCUGGAUGAGGGCUUGGUGGGCUAAGGAGUGGGAGGAGAUGAAGAUGACCGGACGGGAGAAGAUGCGGAUUUUGAUGAUGGAGCCGUACCUGGCGCGGAGCUUAACGAGUGCUGGUUCCAGGUCGGAGAAUCCUUUGCUUCUCAGCAUCCAGAGGAAGGUGCCGAUGAUUGGGAUGGAGAAUGGUCCUGGUGGGAGCUUGCUGUGUGAGGGCUUGAAGAGGAGGGUUUUACAGAGUACGAGGGUCAGGGAGGUGAUGACGGCGGCGACGAUGAUCCAGCUGAUUUCCUCCAUUGCUGCUGCUGCUCUGCUCGCUAAGAGAAGAAGCAGAGCAAUACCCACGAAGUUUGAGUCCUGAUAGCUGAGAAGAUAUAGAUACAGAGACUCAGAGAGUGAUGUGCUAAGGGAUUUCAACUUCAGGGGGAAGAAGUGGAGGACGUGCUUUGGCGUAGGGAGAUGGUUUUGUGGAUCAGGGCAAGCCUUUGUCUGACAAAGAAACAAAGGUGGGAGUAAAUGGACGUACUGUGGUUGCUCCAAUAAGAGAAGAGAAAGAGAGAUGGGAAGAGGAUGUGAAGUGUUUUUGUCUUAGAUGAGUGUCUUUCUCUUGUAGAUUAGUGAUGAAAAUGAAGUGGAAAGGUUUGCUGUCAUCUUCCUUUUGGUUUUAUUCAUUCGUCCCGGGAAAUUCCAAAGCAGAGUGGACAAAUAAGAAAUCUCACAAGUGUCUGGCUCCACGGCCACCACAAACGAGACGAGAGGCCGACAUACGGAAGAUCUGGCUCACACUGCAAUCACCACGGGUGGCGUGGUCGAACGUCACGAGAUAUAGAGAGAUGUGUCUCCUCUGCUCUCUAUUUCCUUCCCGAGUUGGCGCCGGAAGCGGACCGGUCUAGAAUUAGAGUUUAGAAGUUAAUUUUUUGUAAUAUUAAUCCGCAAGUUCCCUAAAUUUCGGAUUUACGGUUCAUUACGAUUUUUUAGGGGAUUACCGGAUUCCUAUUAGCAG
Messenger RNA from Linum tenue, 3952 nucleotides. The record is from the annotation of a GenBank genome assembly. NCBI's taxonomy places the organism in Eukaryota, Viridiplantae, Streptophyta, Magnoliopsida, Malpighiales, Linaceae.